AUGUGGAUUCUACCUCUUGUCGGCUAUGCCGGAACCCUCAUGGGCUUUUGCUUCCUGACUUUGGCAAUUGCCUCGGGCCUCUACUACCUGUCGGAGCUUGUCGAGGAGCAUAGCGUCAUCGCGAAGCGCUUCUUGACGCGACUGAUCUACUCGAUCAUUGUCAUCCAGCUCAUCCUCUGGCUGGUUGAUGGAUUUCCGUUCGGGGCGACCGUGUUGACCAUUGUGUCGCACGUUAUUUACUUGGGAAAUAUGAGACGCUUCCCCUUUGUCAAGCUCUCUGAUCCCCUCUUCAUCCUCUCGUGUGUUCUCGUGCUCGUCAACCACUACGUCUGGUUCCGACACUUUUCCGAUACACAGGCGCGCGCCUACCAGAGGACCUCGUACUACGACAAGGCCGACGUGCCAAGUUUCGCCCAGAUCGCCUCGUACUUUGGCCUCUGCGUCUGGCUCGUUCCUUUCGCACUCUUUGUCAGUCUGUCGGCAGGUGACAAUGUCCUUCCGACCAUGGGCACUGAGCCCGCCCAUGGAUUCGAUGGGAAGAGCAAGCCUCAGGGCAUGAUCAAGGCUCUUGUUGAUCAGAUUCGUGGGGCAAUUGGUCAGAUCUUUGGAUCUUCUGCAUCUCCAGGACUUGCCAGACCUUAA
Fusarium keratoplasticum is the source of this 642-nucleotide messenger RNA. RefSeq lists its product as uncharacterized. Gene Ontology annotation, molecular function: COPII receptor activity. NCBI's taxonomy places the organism in Eukaryota, Fungi, Ascomycota, Sordariomycetes, Hypocreales, Nectriaceae. Bases 1 to 642 code for a protein of 213 amino acids. The transcript has 2 exons. Gene Ontology annotation, cellular component: COPII-coated ER to Golgi transport vesicle; Golgi membrane; endoplasmic reticulum membrane. Gene Ontology annotation, biological process: endoplasmic reticulum to Golgi vesicle-mediated transport. The record is from RefSeq and is a predicted model, not a curated record.